AUGUUUCCAUUUAGGUAUAUUAUAUUAGUGAUUACAACACUUACAUUUGGUUGGUUAUUGUCAAAUCCAGUUUCAUUUAAUUUUGCCAUUGUUUGCGAUGAAUCUGAAAACGCUAAUGGAACGAGGUUGAUUAAUUAUGAUUCAACAGAAAUAAGUAGUUUCUUUUCUGUUGUAGCAGUUGGUAAUAUAGCAGGGACUAUAUUUUUAAAUGUUUUAGAAAAAUGCUUAAGUUUUAAAAUGUGUGUAUGCCUUUAUCUUAUUUUAUCUGCAAUUGCUACAGCUUUAUGUCCAUUUUUUCUUCAAGUUGGUUACUGGCCAACAAUGUUUUUAAGAUUUGUUCAAGGAAUAGGUUGGGCUAUGUGCUUACCUGGAACUGGAUCUGUUUCAUUUGCCUGGGCUCCAAAUGAUGAAAGUACUAUUUUUGCAUCUGUCUUAACAUAUAGUGGUCAAAUUGGACCAAUGAUAACAAUGUAUUUAUCAGGAGAAUUAUGCUCAAGAGGAUAUGGUACAGAAAGUAUUUUUUAUUCACAUGCACUUUUAACUACAUUUUUUCUAAUUAUUUUCUUUAUUGUUUAUAAUGAUAAUCCAUCAGAUAGUCAUUUUGUUAAAAAAGCUGAAGUUGCGGUAAUAGAAAAUGACAAAGAAAUAACAAGUGAUCAUAAAAUAGAACCAGUCCCUUAUAAAGAAGUCAUUUGUCAUCCAGUUUUGGCAAUUGCCAAUGUAACAUAUUUUGUAUUUUUUUGGACAAUGCAUUUGUGGCUUCAAUAUGCAGCAAUUUAUAUGCACAAUGUUUUAAAAUUCGAUAUAGCAACAACUGGAAUACUAACAUCAGCUCCAUAUCUAGUUUCACUUGUCGUUAAAUUUAUUAUUGCAUAUCUAAGUGAUAAAGGAACAUUUAUGCCACAAAAAAAAAGACUUCAAUUUCUUCAUGGUAUUACACAAUUUCCACAUGGAAUUGCAUUUAUUGUACAAGGAAUUUUCCCAGCAGUCUGGUAUCCACUAGACGUUAUAUGUUAUACAAUACAAAUUAUUGGAAGUGCAUCUACUGGUGCUUCACUUUUCAAAGUUUGUCAAUUAAUAUCAAGACAACAUUUUCAUUUCGUUAUGUCAAUAGCUUCUUUUUCAAGUAGUUUAACAUUAAUUGUGUUACCAACAGUAAUAAGUUUUAUAAUGCCAAACUUUGAAUUAUACGGUUGGCGUUUUAUAUUUCUUUUGAUAGGAUUUUCUACUGUUGCUUUGAAUUCACUAUUUAUUGCAUUUAUGGAUGUCAACGCAGCAGCAUGGACAAAACAUGGACAUUCUGAAGAACCAGUAAAAGCAAUAAAAGUUUAUCCGAUUAAAGAUAAACCACUUAACGAGGAUAAAUAA
Molecule: messenger RNA, 1368 nt
Organism: Strongyloides ratti
Lineage: Eukaryota; Metazoa; Nematoda; Chromadorea; Rhabditida; Strongyloididae
Product: Major facilitator superfamily and Major facilitator superfamily domain, general substrate transporter-containing protein
Exons: 2
Coding region: 1-1368 (455 amino acids)
Biological process (GO): transmembrane transport
Molecular function (GO): transmembrane transporter activity
Source: RefSeq, a predicted model, not a curated record